This is a messenger RNA of Closterium sp. Yama58-4, 483 nucleotides long. NCBI's taxonomy places the organism in Eukaryota, Viridiplantae, Streptophyta, Zygnematophyceae, Desmidiales, Closteriaceae. The record is from the annotation of a GenBank genome assembly.
AUGGGUCGAUUCAGGGAUUUGGAUUCAGAGUAUCGUGACCCAUCUCUUCCCAUGAUCAAACCUCGGUUCCCCUUCCGCUGGGUUUCCCUCCCUCUGGGUUUCCCUCCCUCAUGGGUUUCCCUCCUUCUGGGUUUCCCUCCCUUUGGGAUUCCCUCCCUUUGGGUUUCCCUCCCUCUUGGUUCCUACCCUCUCCCCCUGGUUUCCUCUCCUCUAACCCUUGGCUCCUCGUCUUUCGGGUUCCUCUCCUCUCCCUUCGGGUUCCUCUCCUCUCCCUUCGGGUUCCUCUCCUCUCCCUUUGGGUUCCUCUCUUCGCCAUGUGUUUUCCUCUUCUCGUCCUCUGGUUUCCCUCUUCCUCCCAGGUUCCUCUUCUCUCCCUCUGGUGUGCUCUCCUCUCCCUCUGGGUUCCUCAUCUCUUCCUCUUGGGUUUCCUUCAUUUCCCUCUGCAUUCCAAUCCCUCUGGGUCCCCUCCUCUUUUGUGCAUGA